AAAAAACCCGAUCAGACCGGAUCAGACAUUAGUAACUGAACACAUAUCACCGCACUGGGCAAACAUGGCGGAUGACAAGGAUCCUUUGAAACAGCUGAAAGAUCUGUCGCAGCUCAAAACCCAGUUGGAGGAAAUCCAGAGACGAGUAGAAAACCAAGUGUCUGUGGGGAUUCCUCAGGGUGGCACAGUUUUGGGAUCUCCAUUCCUGAAAGGCUUUCUGGCUGGCUAUGUGGUGGCCAAGCUCCGAUCCUCUGUCAUCCUGGGAGUGCUGCUGGGAACAAUCACUGGCCUGUAUGCGGCACAAAACUAUCAAGUGCCUAACAUUGAAAGGACCGUAAAAGAUUACAUGAACAACUUGAAAAAAGGACCAAAAUAAUGUGGGCAGGCUGCUAAUCCUA
Labrus bergylta (ballan wrasse) is the source of this 398-nucleotide messenger RNA. RefSeq names its product SLC35A4 upstream open reading frame protein. The record is from RefSeq and is a predicted model, not a curated record. NCBI's taxonomy places the organism in Eukaryota, Metazoa, Chordata, Actinopteri, Labriformes, Labridae.